Molecule: messenger RNA, 4981 nt
Organism: Anopheles maculipalpis
Lineage: Eukaryota; Metazoa; Arthropoda; Insecta; Diptera; Culicidae
Gene: Dg
Exons: 16
Coding region: 38-4933 (1631 amino acids)
Biological process (GO): morphogenesis of an epithelium; axon guidance; nerve development
Cellular component (GO): sarcolemma; dystroglycan complex; dystrophin-associated glycoprotein complex
Molecular function (GO): laminin binding; calcium ion binding
Source: RefSeq, a predicted model, not a curated record
GCACAAGCGAGGACCCCCUAAAAGGAGCAGCUACACAAUGAAUUUACGAUAUCAGGAAACGUUUUGUAUCAUAUUUUUACUAUGCACCAGUAUUACCCUCGCAGAAGACUUUGACUUUGUGCCGGAACCGAGCGAAGAUGUGGAGCCGAUAGCAGCGGAACCGCUGAGUGUAGAUAGCCAAUCGAAACUAAUUCAUCCAAAGGCCGAUGUCCGCUGUCCGCCGACCGAGAGCACGAUCAAACUUAGCCUGAUACUUCGGACCAAGAGCUGGAAGCAUGUACAGACCAGCCUGAAGCAACGCACAAUCAGUAAGCUGGCCGCAUAUUUCCUAGUCCCAGAGGAAUCUUUCAUUGUUCUAGAUGCGAAAAGUAACGACCUGCAGCAGAUGGUGGAGAAGGCCCUACGUCACGGCAAGAAACCUUCGCUACAGGCUGGUACAUUUCUCGGCUGGAUUGGAUUUCCGAUUGGAUGUGGAGAGAAGAUGUCAGCGAGCGCUAAGAAAACGGUACGAAAUCUGAACAACCAGCUGCCCGAGCUUCGUGACAUCACCGGUAUGGACUUUGGCUCGUGGAUCAUCUGGAAGGAUGGUGCAGGUGAUGAGAAGGCGUCCCGGAUGAAGCGUGAAGUUGAUGCAGAUGAUGAUUACUACGAUUACGACGACGACGAAGAUGCAACAGAUGAUGAUGAAGGAGAACCAACCGAAGUUCCUCAUGUUCACCGACACCAUCACGGUUCCAGCGAGUAUAGCACCAAGAGUGCCCACAGCGCACCAACACACGCCACUAACAAGCAUACUAACAGCGAUGGGCAUGUGUCGGAAAAGCAUCAUCAUCAUCCUACUCAUCACCAACAUCAGCAACAUCAUCCUACCCACCAUGUCAACGGUGGAAAGGUGAGCACGGAGCAUGGCCGUGGUGGAACGUCGGAGUACCGGAAGUCUCCGGUAAUGGUAUCGGUGACAUCACCAGUCACCAUCGCUGCCACAACCCAAACGGCACCGAAACGCAAACACAGCCACGGUCUGUACGAUCAGGUAAAGGAACGGUCCGCAAAAAAGCAAGCAGCCGAGCGAACCCACAAAACAGUCACGGCACCCUCAACAUCUUCCCUGGACACCUUCACACCGCCCGAUUUGCGUGAAAGCGUUUCCCAGCUCGAGUCCACCAUCAGCAAAACGAUCGCCAACAACGAACAGCUUAAAAAGGACGAAGAAACGCUGCUCGCCCACAAGUCAAAGCACAAGCGAAUCGAUAUCGAGCGCAUUGUCGAGACGGAGCUACUGCUGCCGGAAAUCGAACGGCUGCAGGACGAAGUGUUCCGGGACGAUUACGUGAUCGAAGAUGUGGUGCGGCCAAAGUUUUACGAUUUCAGUACCGAACCGGACCAGGUGGUGCCGGAUGAGGUUGGGAAAUUUGUUCCACUCGAGCCGGAAGUUGAGGUUGGCAAACCGUUCACCUCAACCGUCAGUGUGAACCGAUCAACCGUAAAGCCAACGACCACCACCGGUAGGCCACCAGUUGUCGUCGUGCCGAUUGAGCAAGGUGCGGCUACAUCCCCAAUCACUACCACUACCUCAAAGGCCAUUCCUCUGACGACAGCUAGCGAACGAACAACGGCUACUUUCUUACCUUCGCCAACCGUACCGAUGCGACAGUCGGAUGAAGUCGUAACCACAAAGCCGAUGGAUCCACAUCCGGCUAUCACACCGGUGGUCAGCUCGAUUGAUGCGAACGAGGAUGCUCCAUCCCGAUCGGACACAACUUCAACCACAAUCGGCACGACGACGAGCUUUGUCCCCGUUACGCCACCUCUUCCUGUUGUCUCAACGGCCGAGUCCUCGAAUUCUCCGAGCAAUCAAGCUCAACCGGCAACAAGUACUACGACCCUAACCACAACGCUCACUAAAGCUAAGAUGGUGGCAACGGAAUCGAUGGAUUUGCCAACACCUGCAACAACCAUACCGGUGACUACAACUACCAUCACCUCCACUACCACCACGGCCUCCACCACCAAGGGGACAACGAAUUCGAUUGUAACCGCGUCCGCUUCUGCUACUAACACUCGCAACUCCACUAACAUUGUCGCUUCCGUUCCAUUGGUGAAGAACGAUGAUGAAGCCACAACAGCUUCAAGCACCAUCCAAACCACCACCACGAUCGAUGUGACCGAGAAGAGUUCGAUCGCAACAACUGCGAGUCCCUCGUCCAUUGAGUCCUCACCCUUACCGACGACAACUGUACCAUCUGCCGCACUUACUUCAACAUCUGCCAGCUCGUGGAACGUGGAACUGGACGUAGACGAGCCCGAAGAAAGUUUCGAAGCGAAGCAACAGUACGUCGAUGAGGUAGACUCAAAGUUAUCGACAUUUGCAACUGCAGAACCCGCUUCCACUACGACUGGCAGCUUCGAAAGGGAAGAUCCUAACCGUGGUAAUAUUGCACGAUCAGGUGAAUACACCAUCACGACGAUCAGUACCGUACCACUGACAACGGUAAGCCAGACGGAAGAAGCGUAUCCCUUUGCACCACAAAACCGUAAUCCGUUUGGCCGGAAGUUGGAUGAGGAGUACAACAGCGAGGAAGAGGAAGAUCACGAGCAAGGAGAGACAGCGGACAACAUUGACGACGGCGAGGAGGAGGAUGACUACUUUUCCCAAGGGCCUACAACGCAACGUUCCGUCUCCACCUUUACCACACCGAAGCAGGAAAACGCGGAGGACGAUAAAGAUGUCGAGUACGAAAAUUACGACGAUGAGUACGACGAUGAGGAGGAGGAAGGAGCGGUAGAAAUGACCACCGUUAGUACACUGCCCGAUCCGCGACUGCUGUCAACGACUACUACCACCGAGCAGGCGGUACCAUCGUCGACUGAGCCAAGCACCACACCAACAACGGUCACCUCAACCACCACAACGACUACCACAACGACCACCACAACUACUACCGAGGCACCAACUACGACGCCCACAACUACCACCACUACGACCACAACUGAGGCUCCGACUACGACCUCCACGAUGCUAACAACGGAACUGGACGAACCGACCAAUCUACCGCCUAUCAUCCGGAACCGUAUUCCGAAGCAAGCCAUCCCCGCCGGUAAGGUGUACCGCUACCAGGUCCCGCUGGAAACGUUCUACGACAACGAGGAUGGUAACAACCUACGGUUGGAGCUGUUGGAUGCUCGCGAUCAACCACUUAAACCUAGCUCUUGGAUUCAGUUCAACGAGGACACGAAAGAGAUCUAUGGCCUUCCCCUUGAGAAGGAUGUAUCCCGAUGGCCAUACAAACUGCGUGCUACCGAUUCGGGCAAUCUUACCGUUACGGAAAAGGUGGACAUUAUGGUACAGCAGCACAAAUCGCACCGCAGCCUAAACCACGAAAUCAGCCUUGCGCUACGCCUAAACCGCAAGUUUGCCAGCAACGUCGACUGGCACCUGGAGACGGCACGCGGUAUUGCGAACGUGCUCGGCGAUGUAACGCUUGCAAACAUCAUUGUACGUGACAUCCGUAACAGCAUACAGGAUCAAAGCUUGGCUACGUUUGUUUACACGAACGAAACGCUACCGAAGGAUCGUUGCCCGGAGGAGAAGCUGGAUGAGCUGGUGGCGCUACUCACCGAACAGGCACUCAACGAUGCACUCAAUCCGGACAUUACGGUCAAGUCGGUGCAGGGACAACAGAUUGCCCAAUGCACCAAGCCCACUAUACCGAAGGCAAAACCGACGCAAAGCAUCUCGCGCAACUUUGCACCCCAAACGCGCAAUCAGGUCGAUCAGGUGAAUGCGACCGUGGGACAUUUGCUCAUGUUCAAAGUGCCAGCGGACACUUUCUACGAUCCAGAAGAUGGUGGUGAUCUAAAGAUGAAGCUCCUAACGACGGAACGUCAAACGCUUGAUCCGUACCAUUGGCUGCAGUUUGAUUCGAAGAACCAGGAGUUCUAUGGUGUCCCGCGCACUAAUGACAUCGGUCGUAAGGAAUAUCUUUUGAUGGCCGAAGAUCGCGAAGGUUUGACAGCAACCGAUGCCCUGGUGGUCGUGGUCAAUCCACACCACAAGCGUGAUUACAGUGUCCUGUUUGAGCUAACGCUCGAUAUCACGCACGAACAGUUCGUUAUCGCUCAAGUCCAGCGUCGCUUUAUCGAACGGUUGGCGCAAGUGUUUGGGGACGCCUCCACGCACUACAUCAAGAUUCACCACAUCCGACCAAUCCAUCACACCGGCCAGGUGCAGGUUUCCUUCUUCAACACCACCCUCAACCGGCAGCAUCAGCGCUGUCCGCAGGAAGAGAUCGAAGCACUGCGCAAUAUCUUGCUGCACCAGGAUAGCACGAUCCGGGCGAAGGUGCGCGAAAUUCUUGGCCAAGAGUUUAGCCUCCAGAACGUUAGCCUCGUGCCGCUGGACAAUUGUCACGGGUUCGAUACACCGCACCACGCUACCAGUGAGCCGGAGAAGGCCGCCCCGAAACCGGUCUCGAAGGAUGACUAUCUGCUUACGUUUGUGCUGCCGUCGGUCAUUAUUAUGGUGAUGCUGCUGAUCGCAUCCAUCAUUGCCUGCAUCCUGUACAAACGUCGGCUAACGGGCAAAAUGGAACUUGAAUAUAUCAAUUUCAAACCUAUCGCCUCCUCCUCCUCGUCCAAUCCACAAGGUACCGAUGAAGAGCGGAAGUCGUUCCGUUCCAAGGGCAUCCCGGUAAUCUUCCAGGACGAGCUGGACGAGAAGCCGGAGAUUGGAAACAAAUCGCCGGUCAUACUGAAGGACGAAAAGCCUCCACUAUUGCCACCUUCGUACAGCAGUACCAACAAUGAUGGCGAAAACGAAGAUGUGGAUGAGUAUGUGCCACCCCAGCCGGUGAUUGUUGGUGGUCGCGAGUCACGUGGAAAGUCGCCCGUCACCCCGUCCUACCGACGACCACCGCCGUACGUGUCACCAUAGGCCAGGCGUCCACCGCGCAACGGUGACAGCAAUUAAUUUUGUGUUAGC